Messenger RNA from Meloidogyne enterolobii, 271 nucleotides. The record is from the annotation of a GenBank genome assembly. Lineage: Eukaryota; Metazoa; Nematoda; Chromadorea; Rhabditida; Meloidogynidae.
UAUGGAUGUUUUGAUGGUUUCCGGAUCGCGAUCGCCACAUCUUCAGUCAGUUUAUCAUAUGCAUAAAGGAAUGAAUAAGAAGAAGACUACACUUCUUGUGGUGGAUGGAGUUUGUGAUAUUCUUCAAGAAGCGCCUAGUAAUCUUGCUCGUUCAUUGAUUUUGUUAUGUAAGGGUUGCGGUGUUCUUUCUGGUGUUCCGAUUCCUGGAAUGGAACGUCAACGAACUCUUAGCAGCAGUAUGGAAGAAGCUGACCGGCCGACUAGGUGUUGA